AUGAGUUCCUCUCUCGAGGCUAAGAUCGUUGUUCUGGGUGCGCAAGGUGUUGGCAAGACAUCCCUGGUUCAACGCUAUGUAAAGAACGCCUUCAACCCUUCAGGCACCGCAUCUACUGUCGGCGCCUCGUUUGUCACCAAACGCGUCCUCGACAGCGCGUCCGAUACCAUCGUCCGUCUUCAAAUAUGGGACACUGCAGGUCAGGAACGAUUUCGCAGUAUUUCCCGACUUUACUACCGCGGCGCGAACGCCUGUUUACUCUGCUACGAUAUCACGGAUGAGCAAAGUUUCCAGGAAAUGACAGGAUGGCUCCUAGAGUUGAAGAAUAACUUGACUGAGGACGACCCAAUUGUUAUCCACGUUGUUGGGACAAAGUCAGAUAUCGUUGCGCUAGAUCCGUCGUGUCGUCGCGUCCCCUUUGAACGUACAAUCGCCUACGUCGCAGAACAGCUUUAUCCUUCCCAGGCAUCAACCCCUCCUCCAACUGCUGGUGUGGGACAUUCCUCCAGCACCACUCUCCAGGGCCCGGAUAGCAAGCGCAGCAGUGGGUUUUGGGGACAAGACAUUGGAUGGGACUGCUGCCACGAGAUCAGCGCCAAGGAUGGUGAGGGUAUCGAGGAGGUUUUCCGUGUCAUCACGCGAAAACUAGUGGAAGAGCGCAACAAGAAGGAGGCUAGCGUCGUUCUGUCGCAGGGGUCUGGUUCCGGAAUCGACGGCGUCCCUUCACCUGUAGUGAGAAAUAUCGAAGGCAAUGGCAGUUUUCGCUUGGGACAUGGUGACAAGCGCAGGAGUUGGCUGGGCUUCCCGCCAAGUAGUGUUGAUGACGACGGUAUUGAGGCCGUGGAGAUCGGCAAGAAGAAGGGAGGACGAUGCUGUUGA
Molecule: messenger RNA, 879 nt
Organism: Aspergillus tanneri
Lineage: Eukaryota; Fungi; Ascomycota; Eurotiomycetes; Eurotiales; Aspergillaceae
Product: Rab family GTPase
Exons: 2
Coding region: 1-879 (292 amino acids)
Biological process (GO): intracellular protein transport
Cellular component (GO): endomembrane system
Molecular function (GO): GTPase activity; GTP binding
Source: RefSeq, a predicted model, not a curated record